UCUUGCGCGCGCCUCAGCUUUAGCGUGUCACAGCUCCAAACUGCUCUAAAGUGCAGCUGAGGAAAGAAAUCAGUCUGAACGAGAAAAUAUAAGUAUUACAGCGGGAGUUCACACAGGCAUGGAGGGAUACGAACAAGAUGCUCAGAGACCAGACUCUAUCCCAGAAGUGGGAGAAGAUGCGGCGAGCUCAGUGCAGCCCGAAUCAGACACUGGUCUUACUGAGGAGGAACAAGAGGAGCUACGCAGCGAACUGGUGAAGGUGGAGGAGGAAAUCCAGACUCUUACUCAAGUGCUGGCUUCCAAGGAGAGGCACUUGGCAGAGAUCAAGCGGAAGCUGGGCAUCACUCCAUUGAACGAGCUUAAGCAGAACCUGAGCAGGAGCUGGCAUGAAGUCACCACAUCUACAGCGUAUAAGAGGACCUCAGAGACACUGAGCCAAGUGGGGGAGAAAGCCACAGCAGCGUUCUCCAGCGUGGGCUCAGCCAUCGGGAGAAAGCUAGAGGAUGUCAGUAUACGCUCCAUCCAACACUCUACUAGCAUGCCUGUGAUGAGGAACACCCCCACCUUCAAGUCAUUCGAGGAGAAAGUGGAGAGUAUAAAGACCAAGGUGAGCCCCAGCCCAUCAUCCACCGGAACUGAGUCCGACUCCCUGGCGAGUGCAGAGCCGGUGGCGGAGCAGCCAGACGAGACGACUGUUUUGGCUCCAGAGCCACACUGAGGAACAACCUCUUAAUCUCUCUCCACUCUUCCCUUCUCUCCCCUCUCCUCAUCCCCUCUGCUACUUCUCUCCUAAUAUCAUACUUAUCUUAAAAAAAAAAAAAUGAUUCUCUGUGCUCACUUUCUUUUCUUUAAAGUAGUUAGGAAAGAAUGUGUUCAUAGGAAAUACGUCACAUCAAGAUGGUGGACACAAGAAGGGUAGAAAAAUUAGCCUCAUGAGUCCACAGUUUUCCAAAACCAUUCACAUUUCUCAGUUUUCGCACUACAUCGGUCCAUGUUCAUCCGAGUUCCGUUAACUAUCUUCUGAAUGUUGGCGCAAGUCUGGUAUCCAGAAUGUGUGCUAGUCUGACACUGGAGCCGAUCACGGGUCAGGUGGAGAUGAGUGAAGACUUAAAGCUUCACACAGUUUGUAUACGACUGCUGCCUCUUACCUACCCGGUUCUCUUUCACCAAACUCACCAAACCCUAAAAUGUAUAAACAUAAACGAGGCCAGUUUUGCCCUUCAUGGGUUUAGUAACAUAGGGGUUGAGGUCUACACUGGUACCGCCCACAGAUGACCUUUAUAUGUAAUUUUGGUGUAAAGUAUAAACAGUGACGCUGAUAUUAGAUGGUCAGCUAUGACUUUUCAUACAGAUAAUGUUUUUGUAUUCAUUUUAUUUCCCUCUAAAUAAAACGCUGCCAUAGAAAAGCACUUAGACGCCACUUUAAAUGGUAUCUCAUACUGUUUAGUACCUCAUAACAAAUUACAAAGUUUAUGGAAAAGAAAGUAUAUUUUCUCUAUAGUUCUUUUUUUUUAUACAAGUGUUAUGGGUUUGUCUUUAGGUUGUGCCUAAAAAUGCCAAUAACGUAAAAUGCUUUGUGAACAGAAGUCUUUUAGAUUAUGGCAAACAAAUAAUGCUGGAUAAUAGAAGUCAAAACUCUAUAGGAUGUAUAUAUUUAAACAAAAUCAGGUUUAUAUAUUAACAAAUAUUGAAAAUGAAAUGCCCAUAUAUGUGUGUAGAAUUGUUUAUGUUCAGAUUUUAGAGAUAUUCAUAGAAAGGAAUUAAUUAUUGAAUUAGAGUCUAUCAAAUCUGUGAUGGAAAUUAGUUGAAUCUGAAACAAUGUUCACAAACAAAUUUGCAUCGCCCUUGCAAUAUGCAUCGUUUAUGUAGUUUCUUCUCUGUUUGGAGGGGACGCGUGGUACAGCAGUGCAUGCUGAGGCAGUGUGACACCGUUAAUCCCACCAGGUUGAUUUUGUAGGUUUCUCAUUACACUGAAGUGUUUUUAUUUCUCCUAUUCUGCGGCAGGUUGACAACAAUUUUUUUUAUUAAUCAAAGAACCACACUUUUUAUCCAUUUAUAGUUAAAUUUGUUUUUUUUUUUAUCUGUAACAUGUUAGUUCCUGUUUUCCAUUCACCGUACAGUAUAGAGUGUUUGCAGUUAUGUGCACCCCUCAUUCCCUCUCAUUGACGGCUGUCUAUCCACCAGGGUUUCGGCGUUAAAACUAAUGCAGUAUUGAAGCUGUGAUCUCCAGCCCUGCUGUAGUCUCAAUAUUGAUCUAAAUCUUGCAGAUUAAUUCUGAUAAUUUUGCAUUUCCAAUUCUAAUAUUUUAAUUUAUAUACAGUAGAAACACGGGACAGAAAUAUUUCUAUCAAAUUAAUGUUCAGAGGAUUAAAAUAUAAGAGUAACCCAUUUAAAGCACAUGGCAUAUAGAGCGAAGCCAACUGCAGUACCUCGGGUUAGAUAUACGUAUUGAACAGGUUACUAUAAUAAUUUCUAUCUGAAUCUGACUCAUCAGGGAGUCUUGUUUUUUCUCCCUCUGCUGGAAACAUGAGAAACACUUUUUGGACAUUUAUGGUUUUAUAGACACACAACUAGUGAUAAGAUAGAAUUAAUAAAAUGGUGGCAGUCCAGAAAACAGACUGGCAAUAAGGGCUGAAGGUCAAUUAGUGACGUCAACAUUCGUUUCCUCAUCAGCCUCUUUUUCUCUGUUGAAUGUAUAAUAUAGAAAUAAUAUAGAGCGUGUACUGAAAAGCAUUGUGUCCUGUAAGAUUUCCAGCAACUGUUACAGAGCGCUAACAAAAGAGACAAAAAAAAAAAAAAAAUCACAGAAAGAUUUACCAUGGUAAUAGUUACACAGGUUUUUAAGGCAUUUAUGUGGAGCACCGCUUAUACGAGUCUUUUCUACAUGGUUGCUAUAGAAUUCAUAAUGUAAUAAAUGAAUGCAUGAAAAACAUGUUUGUCAGAGUUUCUAUAAUGAAAAAUACAAUUAUUAAUUGUAACAAGGUCACACUUUUGGCAGAUUGUAACCUUUCUUCCUUACAAGCACAACACAGCUCUUAUACUUUAAUGAACACUUUAUGCGCAAAGUUUUAUCCUGCAGGUUUUGGCUUGUCUUAAAAAUAGGAGAAAGUUUCCAUCUAGUUGUUUAUAAUCUAAAAACUAAACUCUGGAUCUCCUUCAGGAUUCAGCAAGUCUACUUCAUGUCCUUAUCCCACUGGCAUGUAAACCUCUAUAAACACUCUGGCUGUGUUGCUCAGGUGGGUUUCGGGUGUUGAAAUAGAAGAAAUGUAGUCAGGACUCACUGUUGCUUUGUACUUUUAUCACUGUUGAUGUUUUUUAUGUCUAAAUUCUAGAGUCACAGAAUCAACGCAGAUUAGUAAUGGAAAAAUAAAAGAAAGUAAAGGCAAAAGAUGGA
Molecule: messenger RNA, 3394 nt
Organism: Clarias gariepinus (North African catfish)
Lineage: Eukaryota; Metazoa; Chordata; Actinopteri; Siluriformes; Clariidae
Gene: tpd52
Product: tumor protein D52
Exons: 7
Coding region: 119-718 (199 amino acids)
Biological process (GO): B cell differentiation
Cellular component (GO): cytoplasm
Source: RefSeq, a predicted model, not a curated record